AUGGGCGAAAUUGAGCAGUCGCCUCGAAGACGCCAUAUUCUCUCUUCCAUCAACCCCGACAAUCCUGAAAAGCCCCGAAGCAGAAGGAGAAGUCGAUCGCCGGAUUCUCGACCUCCAGUUAAUGUCCAGAGAGAACAAUCACUUGAUGCGACUUCAGAGCGCGCCGGUGCCCAGCACAACGAUGGAGUCGGCGAUCCUACGGCGCCGAGACCUUCACGUAUUCGGUUGAAGGACCAGCACAGGUCUCGCCGUAGGUCGCGCGACCGCCAUCGACAAAGAGAUCGCGAAGAUGACGACAGUUCCCGGCGGUCGCAUCGCCGUCACCACCGACAUCAUCGACGACAUCGGUCACCUACACCGCCAAACCCCCAUGUACCAGAGCCUUUAGACCCCGAAGCAGCGUUCCGCGAAUCUCUGUUCGAUGCCAUGGCCGACGACGAGGGUGCCGCAUACUGGGAGGGUGUAUAUGGCCAACCCGUUCACGUUUAUUCCAACGAGCGCCUAGGACCUGAAGGCCACCUGGAGCAAAUGACGGAUGAAGAGUAUGCCACCUAUGUCCGACAGAAGAUGUGGGAGAAGACACAUGCUGGUUUGCUCGAGGAGCGUGCUCGCCGCGAUGAAGCCAAGAAGCGCAAAGUCGAGGAAGACCGCCUUGCGCAGAAGCUUCACGAGGACAUGGAGCGCAGCAUACGCCGCGGCGAGGAGCGUAGACAGCGCCGACGUUGGACGCAGAGGUGGGAAGACUACACGACUGCCUGGACAAGCUGGGAUGGCACGCCUGCAACGAUUGCAUGGCCGGUGGAAGGUGGCCGUCUGGAGGAUGUGGAAGAGGCGACUGUGCGCAAGUUUUUUGUUAAUGGCCUGAACCCGCAGGAUAUUGGCGAGAAAGCCUUCGUGGCUAAGCUUCGAGAAGAGCGUGUACGAUGGCAUCCGGACAAGGUUCAGCAGAAGCUGGGAGGGCAGGUUGAUGAAGAUACAAUGAAGGGCGUGACCGCUGUUUUCCAGAUUAUUGAUAAGCUCUGGACGGAUAGUAGACCAAAGGCGUAA
Molecule: messenger RNA, 1047 nt
Organism: Fusarium sp. VM40
Lineage: Eukaryota; Fungi; Ascomycota; Sordariomycetes; Hypocreales; Nectriaceae
Source: the annotation of a GenBank genome assembly